Molecule: messenger RNA, 1088 nt
Organism: Fundulus heteroclitus (mummichog)
Lineage: Eukaryota; Metazoa; Chordata; Actinopteri; Cyprinodontiformes; Fundulidae
Product: endonuclease domain-containing 1 protein-like
Exons: 5
Coding region: 67-972 (301 amino acids)
Molecular function (GO): nucleic acid binding; metal ion binding; hydrolase activity
Source: RefSeq, a predicted model, not a curated record
CGGUCUCGACAGUCUCUUGAAAACUGGACAGGGGGUUUCAAAUUCAUUGAAGAACAAACUCCGAAGAUGACGUCUCAGCAGGUGUGGAGCUUCCUGCCAGUUGCAGCUCUUCUCCUCCUCCUGUCCGUCCACACGUCGGCUGAGGUGGUGAAGUCGAUGUCGGACUGUAGCCAGUUUUUCCUUGACCAAACUCCGCCACAUAUUCCAGGCGUUCUGGAGGAUGGGAAGAUCCUCAAUCAGAACCGAUACAAACCCAUUUGCCAGACCUACGAGAACCAAAGGAGAUUUGUCACUCUCUACGAUACCAAAAACAAGAUUCCAGUGUUUUCUGCUUUCAGGUUUGUUAAAGUAGUAGACACGAAGAAACCCGAAAACUGGUGGAGUAUAGAACCACAGCUGGAGGAUGAAACUGCAGACAAGAACAUGCAGCUAGGAGAGAGAGACGAGGAAUACGACCACCAGGCUGGUGACGUAGAUUACAGGGACAACAAUAUGUUUGACAGAGGUCACAUAUUUCCCAGCUCUUAUGCCUCAACCAAGGAUGAUAAAAUAUCGACUUUUACCCUGACGAACAUCGUUCCCCAAGCUAAGUCCUUCAACAACGGCAGCUGGUACAAGAUGGAGCAGCGCGUCAAAUGCAUCAUGGAGAAGCACUGCAUCAACAGCCAUGGUGAUACCGAAGGCUUUGUGGUGACUGGAGCACAACCCAGCUCUGGUAACUUCCUCAACAACAGGGUCAACGUUCCCUCUGCACUCUGGUCGGCGUUCUGCUGCUACAGCGCCAACAAGGAAGCAUGGAUUGCAAGCGCACACUGGGGCGACAACGUUGAAGAGCCCAAAAAAAAAAUUCUGGACACUAUUACUCUGAAGGCCCUGUACCAGAAACUGAGCAUGUCCAAGUCUGAUUUUUUAUUUUCGGGGACAAAUUGUCCUCUCCAAACAACCGUCACCAAGUUUGACCCAAAAAUUUAAAAAAUCUGCUCCUGUUCACCAACCAAACCAUUAUUUCCACAUGUUUUCCUUUAAAAGUGGAUCAGAUCGCUGCAGCUGAUCCAGAACGCUGCUGCCCGCGUCCUCACUAAGACUAA